Branchiostoma floridae (Florida lancelet) is the source of this 381-nucleotide messenger RNA. RefSeq lists its product as uncharacterized. The coding region runs from base 1 to 381 and encodes 126 amino acids. Lineage: Eukaryota; Metazoa; Chordata; Leptocardii; Amphioxiformes; Branchiostomatidae. The transcript has a single exon. The record is from RefSeq and is a predicted model, not a curated record.
AUGGAGAACAAGAUCAACUCCUUCGCCACCUCAUGCUAUCGUAUCAUGUUGAGCAUCAAAAGGAUCGAUAGAGUACCUAACAGCACUAUCUACGAUAUGACCAAAACAAAGCCGCUGAUACAACACGUGCGCCUGAGGCAGCUGAACUUUCUCGGACACGUUCUGCGCAUGCCUGAGGAUGAGCCUGUCAGUCUGUAUGCACUUUACGUCUCUCCUCAUGGCAGACGUAGACUGGGACGCCAACCUACUUCUUAUCUACAGUACGUCCAGUGGUUAAUGGGAGACGGCCAGAUCACCCCCAGGCAGCUUCGCCAGCUCGCUGCUGAUAGGCGGAACUGGAGAAGGCUUGCAGUCGCCUACGCAGCAGCCGAACGAUGGUGA